UUGAUUGGCAGAUUUUCCCCACAGUGAAAACAGCGGAGCUCCUGUUUUUUUUUAUUUCAUUUUUUUAUUUUUUGACAGAAAUUGGAUUAAUUAACUGGUAGGAACUGUUUGGGAGCUUUUUAAUGAGUCAUAUGCCCGGAUAAAAGCUGAGAACACGCGCCGCGGUGAUAUCCUCUCCCGGCGGUAGCUUCGGACCGUCGGCUAGCCGGUUAGCUGGUCCCGAGUGACGGGGAGAAAGAAGCCCUGCUGUGUGGGAGGGUGCUAGCGUUGGGACCUUAGGCAGCUGAUGCUAAACUCAAAGGAAAGGUGGGCCAUUUAAAAAGCCAGUAAGUCGAAAUUACAUUUGUUUAUUUUUUGUUGAAGUAAGCUAGUUAGCGCUUUGCUGCUGCUAACGAACUUGAGCAUCUGGGAGUAACUUUAGCAAACGUAGCUAGAAAAAAAAGAUGAGCACCGAAGAGACAGCAGCGUCCAACAAACCUGCUCCUCCUGAUGAUGAUGGCAUGACCUGGUGGUACAGGUGGCUCUGCAAAAUAGCUGGCGUUUUGGGAGGAAUAUCCUGUGCUGUCUCAGGAGUGUGGAACUGUGUCACUGUGAACCCUUUAAACAUCGCUGCCGGGGUGUGGAUGGUGUUGAAUGCCUUCGUGCUCUUCCUUUGUGAGGUCCCGUUCUGUUGCCAGUUCGUAGAGUUUGCUAAUGCAGUGGCGGCCCGGGCAGACAAACUCAAACCCUGGCAGAAAGCCUUCUUCUACUGCGGGAUGGCACUGUUUCCCAUCUUCUUGAGUUUUUCCUUCACUACCUUGUUUGGAAAUGCCAUCGCCUUUGCCACAGGAGUCCUGUACGGCCUCGCGUCCUUAGGCAAAAAGGGGGACGCUGUGACUUACGCCCGACUGCAGCAUCAGAAACAGGGGGAUGAAGAGAGGAUGGCAGGAACAGCAAAUGGAGCUCCAGAGUGAGGAACACAUCCUCUUCUCACUUUUUUUUCUUUCCUCCGUUCUGAAACUUGGGAUCUCCCCCGCCCGCCGUUGUCCCUCCAUCCUACCUCCUCUUUCAGUUACACUACAGAGCAGUUUCAAUGUUUAUUUAUUGAUUUGUUGCACUUUAAUUGAAAUCAACUCAUUGUUCGGUACCCUGACAGGAUUCAUCACACUGGCACUAUAUUUUACAGUAUUUUUUAAAAAUAUUUUUAAGUCUUUUGAUUGGUCAGACUUGUUUCUGUUUAUUAUUAGCUGCAGUUAUCAGCCUUAAACCUUUUUAUUUUCUGCUAAAACUGGACUGUGUUGCUCCGAAGCCUUUUGGGAAAAUUGAGAAUUCACACGACUGACUUGAGCUUACUGUGAUUCAGAGCUGUGUGGCGGUGGGAGUGCAGCGCAUAAUGAUGAGAUCAGACUUGCUGUUGUUGUACUUUUAGUAGCAUGUUCCAGUUUAGUUCAUUAGCCAUCCAGUCAGAGUGGGUGGAAAUGUUGCAUUGACAGCAAAACACACCAGCAGAAACAGAGGCACAUUUUAUGCAUUUAAUGAUGUAGCUGAAGGGCAGCAAGUGUCACAAAACAGGACACAACUAUAUAUUUACAAGAGUUACUGAUUUAUUGUAGUGUUGAUUUCCAAACUGUAAAAAUUCAGUUUUACCGGAGUAAAAGGAUAGCUAAUGUAUUGUUGGUGGUUUAAAAUGAUUUUAUCUUAUAUACUCGUGCCACAGAGUGCUUCAGAGGUCUGAUCGCAAAGUCUUAAAGUUUGACAUUAAUUCAACAUUUCAGUUAGGCUCUGAAUAAUACAGGGACCUCUGGGGGCCACAGUAGAAAUAACAUUUGAAGGCUUAAGAAUCAGUUUGCUUACUUUAUGAUGUUGUGUACAAAGAUUCAGGAUCCAUAUUCUAAGUUCAGGAUUUUUUGACAGAUGUUCUGGGAUCACUAAACAAAUCAUCAAACCAAUAAAACAAACAUCACUUCCUCAACUGCAGAAAAGUAGACAUUUUACUACAUUUUAUUCUAUUCAAAACUGUUGAACUUUCAUAAAGUACAGCACAGAUUGUAAUUUUCUAAAAUAUACAAACUGCUGUGUUUCUGAUUAAACUGGUGACAUUGGAUAAUUUCUUUUUUAAUCUUGUGGCCGCGUGAUAAUUUUGAGCACCACAUCUCUUUGUGAGAGAUACAGAUGUUGUUGGAGUCAUAUUUUGAUUUGAUUUAAUGAUUUAUUCCAGACAUGUCAAAUCAUCGAAUCUAUAUAACUCAAUAUACCCUUUCCCAUAUCUACAAACAAAAAAUAAAUAAAUAAAACCACUUGGACUAAUUACACAUAAAUAAAUAAACCCAAAAUAAUAAACACCUGAUGUGCACACACCUAUCUGUGUACACAUACCCUAAUACCUGCACUCACAUAAAGCACAUAAAUCCCAUUAACAUGUCUGAAAAGGGGUAGGAAGAAUUAAAACUUAUUUAAUCCUACCCCUAUUCACCAUUUCAUCUGAUUUUCAGAGUAUUAUCAGUUUGUGAUGAAAACAAAACGAACAACAAAAACAAAUAAAGUAAUACACAAGGUAAUCCAAUAUUAUUCUAAUACUAAAUUUCAAGUUAGAUACUUCUUGAUAUUUUAGCUUGCACAUACUGAAUAUGAGGUUUCCAGCAGAUCUUCUGGUCAAUCACCACACCCAGAAGCUUAAUUUCAUUAACUCUGUCCACAUAUACAUCCUCAAAUUCUAUUUUAAAAUCACUAUUUCCUUUAUGAUUUCCAAACAACAUAAUUUUAGUUUUAUCCAAAUUUAAUGAUAAUUUAUUUUUAUCAAACCACUUUUUUAAUUUAUUUAAUUCUGAGGUGAUUACCUUCACAAGCUGCUGUAAAUCCUCCCCCUCACAGAAAAUAUUUGUAUCGUCCACAAAGAGAACAAAUUUGAAUGCUUUAGAGACUUUGCAUAUAUCAUUUAUAUAUAAAAUAUAGAGUUUAGGUCCCAACACUGACCCCUGGGUCAAAGUAUUUUAAAUACUUAUUUUUGUUUUGAACUGUUCAAACGUAGCUUAACCUACACUUAUUAUUAUCAUGAUUUGGUGUAUAAUAAUAUAAAUGGUUCAUCAUUCGUAGUAAGCUAUUUAUGAGAUGAUAAUGAACAUACUAGCAGCCAAGGCUCAUUGUGAGAGAGGAGCCUGUUUUUAAGUGUUGAGCUUCAAUAAAAGAAAUUUAACGCUUUUUGGGUGAAUAAAACUCCAGCUGUUACCUAUGUUUUAUAGCUGCAACAUAUAAUUCUAAGAAUUAUGUAAUUUAUUCUUAUAUUAAAAUAAACCUAAUUCAGAUUUGUCCACAAGCAGCAGUCUCUACAUGGAUGUGACUAAUAAUUAUCUCAUGGCCAUGACACAAUUGUCCCGUGGUCACGUGUUAUUAUCGCGUGGUGACACGCUAAAGUUUUUUACUAUCCAAUGUCACCGGACCGGCUCCGUAGAAAACAGGCAAUAUGUUGAUGUUUUUGAAUAUUGCAUCCUCAUCCUGCAGUUUGUAAAUGAUUUCUAACCUCUUGUCUAAACUGAAAACAAAACACAGCACCUGCUGCUCAUAUAUCACUCUGAAAAUGUACGAAUGAUUUCCUAAACUGUUUAAAUUGAUUCUUAUGGCUUCAGGUUUUACUUUAACCCAUGACCACUAGAAGUCUUUGUAGAAAACAGCCAUUGAGUCUUUAUAAAAUCAGUUUUUAAAGGGAACUGUUCGGGACAUCCACCUGAAUGACUGUUAGACCUUAAAUGUAACAAAAAUCUCUUUAAACAGUGGAUCUUUUUUGUUCUCGUUAAAAUAACAGAACAGACUUUCCUUGAAUAUCUAUUAAACCUUUCACCAGAUCAUUUCUAACAUUUUUGUUGCAUCUCAAAGCUUCCUGUAGUUUAGGGCGUUAAAAAAAUGGUAAAACAGGAAGAAAAAAAAUCCAUUAAUACCUGCAGGUUUAUAAGAGCUGUUUAAUCCAAAUGACUAAAACAACUGAUUAGUUUUUAAAUGAUUUCAUGACAAAUAUUUGGUUUGUGUUUUUGUUUUGUUUUGUUUUAAAGGAAAACGUGACUUUAAAUUAUUUACCUAAACUACCAAUGUGUAAAAACCUCAAGUGAUUCCUUACUGUUUUGUUUGUGUUACUUUAUGAUCAGAGGGGAAGUCUUUUCAUUUUUUUCAAUUAGUUUUUGACUUUACAGCUUUUGGUUAAAUAUCUUUAAACAUUUCCAUUUUUACAGAUUCUCCUCUAAAUGUGUAAUCAUGAGUUAAUAAAACAGGUAUUCAGAAAAGUUAUUUUUUUGGUACUACAUUAUAAACAACCCUGAGCUGCAAUUUAAGGGCAUUUGUGAACAUUUAGAGGCAAAAGGGAGAUUUUUAAAACGUGAAUGUAUUUGAUACACCCAAAAAAGGAAACGUACUGAUCUUUGUUCUUGGGUCUGGACCUUUUUUAUUUGUGACCUUUUCAGUGCAUUUGAAGCAUCUUGCACUAACUUUCAGGUAACAUUCAGUGCACAGCUCAAUUUGCUUCUAUUUAUUUAUUUAUUUUUACAAACAGAUUGUGUCAGAAGGAACUAGAUUGUGGACUCAUUUGUAAAAGAUUGUAAUGUUUCUGAAAAAAAAGUGGUUUGCUGAGUGUAAUAAAAUACAGUUUGUCCAGGGUAAGUGUCUUGAUUCAGGAACGAAUAGGUCUGUAUUCAACACUAAUUAAAGCCAUGCUCUACCUUUAUGUCAACACUGUGCAGUGGUCAGUUGUACAAUUAGUAUUUUUUAAACGCCUUUCUUCUGUUGCAUCAUCAAAAUUGAUGCUUUUGAAAUAACUGUUUGCACAUGAUAUAUUUAUUUCAGUGCUCUCAGGUAUUGUAGUGCGGGUAUAAUCGUGAAACGAUUGUAUGACAUGAGCCCACUGAAAGCAUUUACGAUGCAUUUAAAACUCGCACCCACACAGCACUGGUAAGCAUUGAAGCUCCACAGUUCGAAAUUAUUCACUUGUGCGUUCUCCCAGGUUUGUUGCCUUUUGACGUGGAAUUUAAAAAGGAUUUUGGAUAGUUUGUCAAUUUUAUUUACAAAACCAUAUUACCGCUUGGACGGAGCGUAGCAUAUUUUUUAUUUUAAAACAAAAGACAAAACAUUUUUGUGUAAAAGUAUUAACCCUCAAAAUAGAUUAUAGAGCCACUUUUUUUCUUUUUGGCAUCAGAACAAGUAGAGGUGAUGCGGUUAGGAGAGUCGUCUUGUGUAGAUUACCGGUUCGAUCCCCCGUUCAAGCCGUCUCAGUCGUCGUAUCCUCGGGCAAGACACUUCAUCCAUCUUGCCAAGUGAUGGUGGUCACACAACUUGGCAUGGUUGUAGCUUACAACCAUCAGUGUGUGAAGAAUUAAAGUCUGAAGAGCUUUGGAGUCCAUAAGGACUUGAUAAAGUGCUGCGAAAGUUCAAAUCAUUUACCAAAACUAAACUCUUUCAUAAGACUGGGACUCGGACAUGUUCUGACCACCUCAGUGCGUCUUCUGAAGGAUUAACCAUUAGGGAUAUAAAUCACCAGCUUUGUCAUGAUACAAUGUUAUGUUGAUUGGUUUUGAUGACAGUAUGUUUCUCAGUAUCACAGUCUGUCAUGAUACAAUUUUGAGUUGAUUCAAUUCACAAUUCUGCGAUCCAUGCCCAUCUAACACCAUCGUGUUAGAUGGGCAUAUGAUGACAAUAUGGAUCAAGGUUUUGCCUUGAUGUAAUUAAUCCUUUAACCAAUAUAUUGGUGUAAAUUGAUGUAUUGUUAAUCAGUACUUUGUUCUGCUCUGCCUCUUUUGGUUGUGCUCUGCCCGCUUCACUUCUAAACGUUUCUGCGUAGGAAGGACCGGCUUUAUCUGUGGUUUAUGAACAGUCAGAGGGAGCUUAAAGACGGGCUGGUCUGUGUGGCCAUUUCGCAGAAUAGUUGAAUAAAAGGAGUACCACACAGCAUGAUGCUGCCACCACCGUGCUUCAUUGUGGAGAUGGUCUCAGUUUUGAUAGGUGUCCAUCUUUGUGCCAGCUGUCCUUGAUGACCAAAACCAUUUCAGUUUGUCUCAUCUGACCACAAAGUCGACUUCCACAUGUUUGGAAAUACCUCACAUUGGAGCCUCCUCAAUCUGUGCUGCUUCAACUUAUGGACAGAUCCUUCUAUCUCUCCAUCGAGAUCUUUGGCCUUUUGGUUUAUUUUCCGAUUCACACCUUCAUUAAUCAGGCAGGAGUAUCUUCUUAUAUUUUUUAAUAAUCAAACUGAACAUCUCUUUAAAUUCUAGGUUAUAAGGCAACAAAUCAACACAGUGAAUGUUUUUGCAACAGACUGUACUUCUCUAUUUAAAAGUUAGAAUAAUACAUUACACAACCCUCCAUUACUCUUUUCCUUCUCCACAACCGUUCUUUCAAAUGUUGAUUUUAUUUAGUUGCAGCCACAUGGAUUCUGAACGGACUGGGUUUUUUGCACCUGUAGAUGGUUACUGUAUGAUGUGUGUUCAGGUUGUGUUGUGAUGUGAAUUCUCAUUCUGUUUUGAAUUUGUGAAUUAAACAAAACUUGCUACUACCA
Messenger RNA from Austrofundulus limnaeus, 6511 nucleotides. It is a transcript of the gene cacfd1, whose product is annotated as calcium channel flower domain containing 1. Gene Ontology annotation, biological process: vesicle-mediated transport. The record is from RefSeq and is a predicted model, not a curated record. Gene Ontology annotation, cellular component: membrane. The transcript is spliced from 5 exons. Lineage: Eukaryota; Metazoa; Chordata; Actinopteri; Cyprinodontiformes; Rivulidae. Bases 444 to 953 code for a protein of 169 amino acids.